AUGACAGAUGCCUGGACGUCAAUUCCUUCCCACCUGCUCCGCGCCGAGCUCCAGAGGCGGCAGGACGAGGGCGAACGGCCUCAGUGCGGCGGGCACAACUCGGGAUGGUACGACACCGCGGCGCACAUCUUUGCGCUGCUCCUGAUUCUCGUUCUGAGCACCCUCGCAUGCGGCUUCCCCCUGCUCUCCCGACGAGCGACGACAGGGCAUCGCCAAAAGAACAUUGUCUUCUACUGCCAGCACAUUGGCACCGGCGUCCUCCUGGCCACGGCCUUUGUGCACCUGCUGCCGACCGCCUUCUCGUCGCUGACCGACCCGUGUCUGCCGUACUUCUUCAGCAAGGGAUACACGCCCUUCCCAGGCCUCAUCGCCAUGAUCUCCGCCAUCGUCGUCGUGGGCGUCGAGUCCUACCUGACCGCUCGGGGCGCGGGCCACUCGCACUCGCACGCGCACGACUUCUGGGAUGAGGAUGAGCAGGACGACGUCGACCACGAUGCGCGGGAGCUGCCGACGGUCGCCAACGGCAUGGCGGGCAGGCGUGGGCAUGUGACGGGGCGACGGCCGGCCGACAUCUCGCUCGACAACCUGGAGGCGUCAGAGGGGCUCAUGGCCGGCGUCUCGCCCUUGCCUGGGUCGAGCCCGGCGAUGCCGCGGCGACGGUCUGCGGACGAUGAUGACGACGACGACGACCAUGAUGAUGACCGAGACUCGGAUCUCGACUUGGACCUGGCGGAGCUCGAUCCCGUCUCUGCCGGCGGAAGCGCUCAGAACGGCGCAUACUCUUCGCUUUCCCGAGGAGGCGGCGGCGAGGCUCCCGACGGCAAUCAAGUGCAGUCCCCGGAGGAGCAGAAGCGGCGGAUGCUGCAGUGUCUGCUGCUGGAGGCGGGCAUCCUGUUCCACAGCGUCUUCAUAGGAAUGGCCAUCUCUGUGGCGACGGGCCCGGCCUUUGUCGUCUUCCUCGUCGCCAUCAGCUUCCACCAGUCGUUUGAGGGCAUGGCGCUGGGCAGCCGCAUCGCCGCGAUCCAGUUCCCCAGGGGCUCCGUCCGCCCCUGGCUCAUGGUGCUGGCCUACGGCACCACCACGCCCAUCGGCCAGGCCAUUGGCCUCGUCCUGCAGCGCAAGUGGGAUCCCAGCAGCGCCACGGGGCUCGUCGUCGUGGGCACCACCAACGCCAUCUCGUCGGGCCUGCUGCUCUACGCGGGGCUGGUGCAGCUGCUGGCCGAGGACUUUCUGACGGAGAAGAGCUAUCGCGUCUUGAAGGGCAAGAGGCGCGUCCAGGCCUACUUUUCCGUCGUGGCCGGCGCGGCGCUCAUGGCGGCUGUGGGAGCGUUUGCCUAG
This is a messenger RNA of Trichoderma reesei QM6a, 1338 nucleotides long. RefSeq lists its product as uncharacterized. NCBI's taxonomy places the organism in Eukaryota, Fungi, Ascomycota, Sordariomycetes, Hypocreales, Hypocreaceae. Bases 1 to 1338 code for a protein of 445 amino acids. Gene Ontology annotation, molecular function: zinc ion transmembrane transporter activity. Gene Ontology annotation, biological process: zinc ion transmembrane transport. Gene Ontology annotation, cellular component: plasma membrane. The record is from RefSeq and is a predicted model, not a curated record. The transcript has 3 exons.